AUGGGAUUCAAAGCUCUCUGUUUGGGGCUUCUUUUUGUUAGCUUUUUAUCAUAUAUUUAUACACCCAUGCCUGACAACAUUGAAGAAUCCUGGAAACUAAUGACCCUGGAUGCAAUUGCUAAAACUUUAAAUAUUAUGGCUGAGUGCCUUGAAAUCAUAGGUGUUAUGAGAUACGAAGACUUUAUCUCUAUGAUAAUCAGUCUGGAUCACACACCACCAUAUUCUGAUGAACACAUCACAGUAACUGAUACUGCCUUUGUGGACAUUCCUGCGCGUUUGUACUUACCCAAGAAAAAGUCAAAAUCCCCAAGGCGUGCUGUGAUCUAUUUUCAUGGAGGAGGUUUUUGUUUUGGGAGUUGUAAGCAGAGGGCUUUUGAUUUCCUGAAUAGAUGGACUGCAAAAGAACUUGAUGCAGUUGUUGUAGCAAUAGACUACAGGUUAGCUCCUCAGCAUCACUUUCCUGCACAAUUUGAAGAUGGUGUCACAGCAGUCAAAUUUUUUCUUCAGGAUAAAAUUCUUUCAAAAUAUGGAGUAGAUCCUACUCGAAUUGCUGUGUCAGGAGACAGUUCUGGAGGAACUCUGACUGCAGCGGUGACACAGCAGGUGCAUAAUGAUCCUGAGAUAAAGCAUAAAUUCAAGCUGCAAGCCCUACUGUAUCCUGCCUUACAGGUGGUUGACUCUUACUCGCCAUCUCAUCAAGAAAAUGAACAUGGAAUAAUUCUGACAAGGGACAUAGCCAUAAAACUUGUGAGUUUGUUUUAUUCCAAGGAUGAUGCACUUCGACAGGCAAUAAAAAAAAACCAGCACAUGCCCCUGGAGUCCAGACAUCUGUUCAAGUUUGUCAACUGGAGUAUUCUGCUCCCUGAGAAGUUUAGAAAAGACCAUGUGUACACUGAGCCUGUGCUUGGAAGAUCAGCUGUCUCCCUGCCAGCUCUGAUGGACCACAGAGCAUUGCCCUUGAUAGCCAAUGAUACUUACCUACAGCACUUGCCACGAACAUAUAUUCUUACCUGUCAAUAUGAUGUCCUGAGAGAUGAUGGGAUCAUGUAUGCUUCAAGACUUCAAAAUGUUGGAGUCCAAGUUGAACACGACCAUGUUGAGGAUGGAAUCCAUGGAGCCUUAUCAUAUAUGACAUCACCAUUUCACUUACAUCUAGGGCUGAGGAUAAGAGACAUGUAUGUUAGUUGGCUAGAUAAGAAUUUAUAA
This is a messenger RNA of Apodemus sylvaticus (European woodmouse), 1206 nucleotides long. Its product is annotated as arylacetamide deacetylase-like 2. Gene Ontology annotation, cellular component: membrane. Lineage: Eukaryota; Metazoa; Chordata; Mammalia; Rodentia; Muridae. The transcript is spliced from 5 exons. Gene Ontology annotation, molecular function: carboxylic ester hydrolase activity. The coding region runs from base 1 to 1206 and encodes 401 amino acids. The record is from RefSeq and is a predicted model, not a curated record.